CUCCCCGACCCCCUCUGAAGCAUUAACUUGCUUCUCUCACCCUCUCUUGCGCACACAAUGGCCUCGCAACCGUCCCAGCAGUAUGCUUACCGCGCGCAGAAGAGCUUCGGCCUCGUUGGCGGAACCCCCAACUACGAUUCUAUCGAUAGUUUCCAAGCACCGGAGGUGCCCGCGAGGACGUACCAGUACAGCCCCGAUGGCCGUCUCUUGGCAUACGCCAUCCCUACCGGUGUCCGCAUCUUCCAGGCGGAGAGCGCACAGCUGCUCCAGGAGCUCUCUCUCCCCAAUGUCUUAGAGAUCGGCUUCUCGCCACGCGGAACGUACCUUUCUACCUGGGAGAGGCCCCAAAAGUUUGAGGACGGCACUCAACACAAGAACCUCCGCAUCUUCUCCGUCUCGACAGGCGAGGAACUUGUCGCCUUCUCACAGAAGUCGCAGGAGGGGUGGGAACUCCAAUACACCAUCUCCGAGUCUCACGCUGUUCGCCUGGUUGGCCAGGAGAUCCAGGUGUUCCGACCUGCGGAGUGGUCCAAGGGUGUAGUGGAUAAACUCAAGGUCGAGGGUGCGACGUCCAUCACUCUCAGCCCGGGACUCAACCCGUCCGUGGCAGUCUUCGUCGCGGAGAAAAAGGGACAACCGGCCACCGUCAAGAUUUACAGCCUUACGGCGCUCAACGGCCUUCCGACAUGCCAGAAGACUUUCUUCAAGGCUCAGCGCUCCCAAAUCAAGUGGAACACACUUGGCACUCAAGUUCUCGUCCUGACGGCUACUGAUGUUGAUCAAGCGAACAAGAGCUACUACGGCGAGACCGGUGGUCUCUACUUGCUAAGCGCUGCCGGCAACUUCGACUGUCGUGUCACCCUCGAUAAAGAUGGUCCCGUCCAUGAUCUCGCGUGGAGUCCGAAUUCGAAGGAGUUUGUUGUCAGCUAUGGCUUCAUGCCUGCGAAGACGAUGCUGUUCGACCAGCGUGCCCGGACUCUUCACGACUUCGGCACCGCAUUCUGCAACUUCAUCUCUUUUAACCCACAAGGUCGUCUACUGGCUAUCGCCGGCUUUGGCAACCUUGCAGGUAAAGUUGACAUCUACGAUCGCCGGACACUUAACAAGGUCACGAGUAUCGAUGCGUCCAACACCUCGCACUGUGAGUGGUCGCCCGACGGCCGCUUCCUCCUCACUGCCACGCUCUCCCCUCGACUCCGCGUCGACAACGGCAUCAAGAUUUGGCACUGCACAGGACCGCUCGUUCACGUUCAGCUCACGGAAGAGCUCUACCAGGUGUCAUGGCGACCCACCCCAGUCGACGCCCUCCCUCCCUUCCCGCAAAACAUACCCCCCGCCCCCGCUCCUGCUCCAAGCGUUCUCCAACACGCCGACGUCGCGAAGCCUACCCCUACGAAGCCUGCUGGUGCGUACCGACCACCCGGCUUACGCGGUCUCGAGGCAUCAGCCGCGUACAAGCGGGAGGAUGGCACGCCCAGCGGGCAGUCGACGCCCAAUGGGCGCUACAGCAGGAGUCCUGCCCCAGGGCGGUUCCAGAACGGCAGGAAACACGUGCCCGGCGCGCCGACUUCCCCAUCACCCGUGCGCCAGGCUGGGGGCGACCAGGAGAAGCGUGGGCGGAAGCGGAAGGGCGCGAAAGACAAGGAGAAGAAGGAGGGCGGCAAGAAGGAGGGUGGUGAGGUCGACGGGGGUGCACGUCCGUCAUUGGACAUCAACGUCAAUGGGAAUGGGAACGUGGUUGUGGCCGAUGCUGGUGCUGGUGCUGGUGCUGAUGGCGCUGACGGCGCUGUGUCCAUCCCGCCUACGCCGGGCGCUGAUGGCGGGCUCGACCCGAUAGCAAAGAAAGUCCGGAACUUGACCAAGAAGCUCAAGGCGAUUGACGAGCUCAAGGACAAGCAGAAGAAGGGCGAACGGCUUGAGGCGACCCAGCUCAAGAAGAUCGAGACCGAGGCUGAGAUCCGCAAAGAGCUAGCUGGUCUCGGUAUCAAUCCAUAGCGACCCUCCCGGUGUCUACAUGUGCUUCGCCUCAUCGCAUCUUGUUCAACCUUACCAUCGCAUUACGACCCACUAUAUCCACGCAUCUCAUGAUCCCCCUCAUCCUACUAAUACUGCGGCCGGGUCAAGAUUCAGGUCACACAUACGCACACACGUAGACUUGACGCAUGGAGUUUGCCCGGCCUACUGUCGCUGCUUCUCCAUCUGUCUCUGGUCUGUCGUCUGCCUCUUCUCCUCUCGCUAUCAUGUCGUUGUUGCUUCGCCCAUCAUUGUUUCGUCUUUCGGACACCAUCCACCUUGCUGUCGCUCACGCGUUACAUUUCACGUCGUCACUGUGGGAGGAGACCACGGCGACGAGGCUCUGGGAGCCGUGCAUGCUGUUUAACGCGCGUUCGGGUACUAAUGUUAUUGGAAGACGCAUGGAGUCCUUGUUGUAAGUACAUUGGGUGGUCAUUGGGGUGUUGGAUAGCAUUAUAUUCUUAUCGCUGCAUGUUCGAAGUCAACGAGUGUUUGCGCGUGCGCGUGUCGUGGUGCGUCA
Molecule: messenger RNA, 2533 nt
Organism: Dichomitus squalens LYAD-421 SS1
Lineage: Eukaryota; Fungi; Basidiomycota; Agaricomycetes; Polyporales; Polyporaceae
Product: translation initiation factor eIF-2A
Exons: 5
Coding region: 58-1995 (645 amino acids)
Biological process (GO): translational initiation
Cellular component (GO): cytosolic small ribosomal subunit
Molecular function (GO): translation initiation factor activity; tRNA binding; ribosome binding
Source: RefSeq, a predicted model, not a curated record